UCAUGCGUCAUUUUCACACUUCCUGUUUACCGUUAGCCGGCAGGAUAUUUCAUGUUCAGAAAAAUGGGUUGUAUAUGUUCAAAGCUUUUCUUAUGGCGAAGACCAAGACACGAAGAGUUACAAGAAGAACAGCCAAAGCAGUUUUCAUGGGAUAAGAGAAGGGAAGGAUUGAGAAAAGAAGAUUAUAUCAUUAAAGAUCAGAAAGAUGCUACUCUAGGCCGAGUUCCUGGUACAGUCAAUGGUCAACAGUUUCUGGUUCAAAACUGUGAGAAUUGUAAUAUUUAUGUAUUUGACCACUCAGCAGCCAUAAAUAUAGAUGAUUGUGUGAAUUGUAAUUUCUUCUUGGGACCAAUUAAAUCUAGUGUAUUCAUAAGAGAUUGUAAAAAUUGCAAGUUCAUUCUGUCAUGUCAGCAAUUUAGAACUAGAGAUUGUAACAAGAUAGACAUAUUUCUGUGUUGUAAUACACAGCCUAUUAUAGAAGCAUCUUCUGGAAUGAGGUUUGGAUGUUACCAAUAUUUCUACCCAGAAUUAGCAGACCAUUUUAAGUCAGCUGGUGUGACAGUUUUUAAUAAUAACUGGGGAAACAUACAUGAUUUCACUCAAGAUCCUGAUGAACAACAUUUCUCUAACUUACCAGAGGAUGCUAAAAUAGAUGAUUUUUUGUCAAUUCCAUUAGCAGAAGAAUUUUCGAAAAUGAAUAUAUCUUUAGACGUUAGUAAAAGUGUAGUUCCUAAAACACAUGGCAAUCGACGGAAACCUUCGGACGAGUCGACGCUGGUUGUGUUCUUCAAUGACGGCAGCUGUUCAGCCAGAGCAUUCUCUUUUAUCAAUGCAAUGAGGAGUAGUCAUCCUAACUGUACACUCAUACAGACUAAAGAAGUAGAACUUAAACCUGAAGACGCCCAACGUGUGUUCAACACAGAUUCAUAUAAUAAUAUUGUACAGCAGGGUGCUGUGAUUGGAAUGGAGUAUAAUGGUGAUGACUGUGUAGAGUUGUGUAAAACAGAAGCUUUAAAUUUCAUGAAAGGUUCAGUUGGACUGGUAUUCGUUAGUCAAAGUCAAUCAGAGGCAGAAAAACAAAUUGAAGACUUCUAUAACUUUGCAGAUAUGCAGAUGGCUGUCUGAUAAAUGUUAUUUAUUAUUUAUGACUUUAAGUUUCGUAGUCAUUGUUAUCCAGUCAAACUUUCACAUAUCACACAUGAUUUGUUGUGUCUGUUUAUUGGCAUUAUUUGUAGAUUUAUUUUACUAUAAAAUUAUUCAUAAGGAUUAAGUACAAUUUGUUAACUUUUACCAUAGUUAAAUUUAGAAAUCAUAAGCUUUAUUCAAGAAAUGACUAAAUGGGUAAGGGAAAUAACCACACAUUUCCGACCCAAUUUAUUCACUGGGUUUUUGGUGAUUUGUUCAAAAACUUCAUCAAAAUACCCUGAAUAGUUUAUUAGAAAAUAACACACACACAUUUCAAUCUUAAGUUCCAUGAAGAUGGUUAAUGAACAAAGUUUCUUUUAAUGAUACUUGUAUUGCAAAAAAACUCAAACAAAGAGAUGAUAUAAUGAAAAAUCAACAUUACUUUGAAAUGGCUUGAUUAAGAAAAAUCCCACUUACAAAAUUUUAAAGAAUUGUUUACGCUAAGAACAUUGAAAGUCUAAAAGUUCAAAAUUUGCAAUUUUACCCUAAAAUUUUGUUUAUAUGUAGGAUGUGAAUAGAUUUAUUAAUAGCAAAAUUCAGAUGAAAAUCCACAGAGUGUUUUUAUAAGCUGUUUAUAUUAGAUACUUCCUUUUUCCACCAAAAUAUUGGUUCUGUUACAUCACACCUAAUCAGUUAAAUGUAUAAAUUUCUUUUCUGUUUAUUAUGUAUUUGUUACAUCACAUUUGAAUAUAAUUUAUUCAGCUUUACUCACAUAGAAGUUGUCAACUACAUUCAUUAUUACUUAGUUUUGUUAUAUUAUUUAUACUUGUAUUUAUGAAUAUCAAACAUUUUAUUGGUUGUUAAAAUUAUUUUUUUUCAAGUAAAAAUCAAUGAUCUUAGAUUUUAAGAGAAUGAAAAGAUAGCCUUUACUUUCACUUUUUUUCUAUAAUUCAUUGGACUCAGAAAGAAUGAUCACUGACACCAUAAUAUCAUACUUUACAUAUUACAAUUGACUUCUAAACAUUCCACACUAUACUUGCUAUGACCGUAUACCCAGUUGAUAAAUUUUAAAUAAGAAUCUAACCAUUUCGAAAAUGAAAGUUUACAUUUUGUUAGUUUUGUUAGUAUUAUUGCAGCAAUAUUAAUUCUUCACUUUUUAUUCAUUAUUUAACAAUCCCAAUGAUAAAUGCCUGCAAACAUUAGAGCUAAUUUUCCAAUGCAUAUAGAGUAAGACUUUAGUUAGCCUGCUUGCUUGGUUUGUAUACUGUACAAUUGUAUUUUGGAUAAUGCUCAAUCAAAUUUUAACAUAAUAUAUACAGGUUUAUCUAUGCUAAUCUAUAUUGUUUGUAGCAGUAUAUCUUUAUUACAAUGCUUGAGCAAACAUUUAUCCAAACAAAGCAAGAAAGCUAAACCAUGUCUUACUCUAAAAGUAUUUGGAUAUUAGUUCUAACAUAAAAGUACAUGUCUACAUUUGUGCCAUGAAAAUAUUGAUAUUUCAGAAUAAAAGUGUUCACAUAUGAAGCAUGCUCGCAAAAGUAAAUCAUUUCAUAUGUUUAUUGUUCUAAUCAAGAAAUAUACUUAUCAUCUGUUAAAAGAAGUGCAAUUUUGAUGUAAUUUUUAAGGAAGUUUUACAUUUUACUGUUGGAGUGAAAUAUUGUUUUUGUACUGUUUGGAGGUGUUUAAAAAAAUAUUUUAUCGAUUAUUUUUCUAGUUAAAUUCAUUUAUUUUUCAAUCCUUAAAUUUAAUUGUGCAAUUAAUUACAAUGGGUUUCCAUGUUUCAGCACAAGCUUCAUAAUAGAAAUUUAGUUCAGAAGUUAGCUACAAUGUUUUCCACUAAAGAUUCUUAACAUGGUAUUUAUUUAUGUACAAAUAGUUAUCAUAUAUUUACUAAUGACAAAAAACCUGAUACAAUGUCAGGAACAUUUCUACUUACCACUAUUAUUUAGAUUUUGAUUGCCACUAUUAUGUAGGUUUUGAUUUCUUAUUUAUGAUAUCUCCAUUAUAUGUAUAAGGUGAUGAGCAUUGGAUGUAAAAAUGCAUCACAGCAUAUAGAAUGCUCACAUGAAGCUUGAUAAGGUUUCAGCUAGAUCUGUUUUGUAGUCUUGUUAAAAAUAUACUAAAAUUUCCUAGGACCAAGGAUAGUGGUUAACCAGUUAACUUUUCCUUUGGGAUAAUCAUAUUUUGUAAUGGUAAGCAUUUACAGUGCUGUUAUUUACCUGGAUUUAAUCUUAAGAUUAGGUCCCUCAGAUUAGCCCUCUUUAUUGAUAAGAUCUAUAUAUAGAAUCUCCUCUAUGACUUUUAUUUGAUUACAUGACAGUGAAAUGUCUCAAAGCCACAUCUGAACUAUAUCUGAUUAGUAAUUUUAUCAUACAUUUUGUCUAUCAUGGAACUUGGGCCAAAAUAACUAGAAGAAGUACAUUCCUUUUCAGGCACUUUUACCUUGUUAUAAAAUUGUAUUUGUUUAUUUUUGGUAUGUGUUGUGCUGAUUUCAAUGCUUAUGUCUUCAUUAUUUUUUUAUAUAUUCAUGUCAAUGUUGAAGAAAAAUCCAUUCAUCUGUCACAUGUACAAUAAAACAUGUUCCGUCCAUCUUUCAGCUCAUAGAUCUGAAAUUUUGUACUACAUUUUAUUUUAUAUUUAUUUGUUGUGAUUAUUUUAUUUUGAUUAUUAAUGUCAAAUUAGAACUUGAAGAUGAAAUAUAGUUGAAAAUCUUG
Molecule: messenger RNA, 3836 nt
Organism: Mytilus trossulus (common blue mussel)
Lineage: Eukaryota; Metazoa; Mollusca; Bivalvia; Mytilida; Mytilidae
Product: protein XRP2-like
Exons: 9
Coding region: 52-1125 (357 amino acids)
Biological process (GO): post-Golgi vesicle-mediated transport
Cellular component (GO): periciliary membrane compartment; cilium
Molecular function (GO): GTPase activator activity
Source: RefSeq, a predicted model, not a curated record